CCGAGUCCGCGCCCCGCACCCCACCCUCUGCCACCGCCCGCUCGCGCCCCCGUCCCACCAGAGACCGGCCCGCCGCCGAUGCGCCGGCACCGCGCCACAAUGACGUCGUCCGGCGCCCCUCUAGCCAAUCGCCGCCGUCUCUCUCGCCGAUCCGGGCCACGGCCUGUCCCUUCGCCCGCCUGCGAGCCUGAGCUUCGCACUGUUUCCCUGACUGCUUCGCAAGACUAGCCGAGGAUGCGAGCCUGGACCCCAUUCUCGCCCGCCGCGUUGCGCCCUCCUCCUCAUACAUAUUUCCCAGUCAGUUCGCCGUCCUGUUGCACUCGUUCGCCCACUCGCAGACGACGUGCGCGUGGUGCGCAAUCUUCCUGCGUUGGAGCCCGCGACGCGCUCGGCAUCCCCUGCGACGCGCCUUAUUCUUUGGCACUCCACCGUCGCGCGGCUCGAGCGGCGGCCCAUCAUCCAUCAGCGACAUCUGCCGCAUCAACGGGAAAGGCUGGGAUCGGACGUUCUACCGCGGACGAGUGUACCGGACGGCGUCGCGCGUCGGCGGGCCUGGGCCCCGCGACUCGAACGUCUGACCGAAGUCCCCGAAGGCGCAGCGGUCUGACCGUGCGUUCGAAAAGGUGCAGGCUGAACUCGACGGCGUUCCCUAGGCGAUGCGCGUGCUUCACCGUGCUCUCGCAGCUAUCAUACGUCAUGCGCGUUCUGCGGCCCUGGAUUGUCCUGCGGCCGUUCCGAGUUCGUGCACGGUGCUUCGAAGUUCGCGAAGGGCGUGGAAGUGGAAUCGAGCGCACUUGGCUGUGGCCGGCCUUUCUGCCCUCCGAUUUCCAUUCCCGGGCACCCACUCCCAGACGGACGGUGCAAGUCUGUUUGUGCGUCUAGCUCGGGACGAUGAUGUCAGAGGUUCCUUCCCUUAGAAGACCGCCCUC
Molecule: messenger RNA, 929 nt
Organism: Fomitopsis serialis
Lineage: Eukaryota; Fungi; Basidiomycota; Agaricomycetes; Polyporales; Fomitopsidaceae
Exons: 2
Coding region: 235-882 (215 amino acids)
Source: RefSeq, a predicted model, not a curated record